Drosophila albomicans is the source of this 13697-nucleotide messenger RNA. RefSeq names its product titin. Gene Ontology annotation, molecular function: protein binding. NCBI's taxonomy places the organism in Eukaryota, Metazoa, Arthropoda, Insecta, Diptera, Drosophilidae. The record is from RefSeq and is a predicted model, not a curated record.
AAGAGAAUUCCUGUACAGAAAACCGGGCUGAUUGUUGUAAAAACAUUUACGAAAGUUUGAAGAAAAUCAUUAGAAUAAACAAAAGUAUAAUGAAUAAUUGUGUGUACGUGCAAAAUUUAUAGUAGCGUUCGUGUCUACGCUUUUCCUUAAAGCUUGGCUCUAUUUUCACUCGCGGCUUCUUUUUUUUCUUUCUGCACCAAGCGAAAGUUGGUUGCAGCCGCCGCCAACACUCACACCGCCCACAAGCAUUUUUUUUAUAUUUUGUUUGUAGUACAAUAAAUUGUGGCCAAUAUUGGCUAAUGUAUAAUGUCGCUGGAUGGCGCGCAGUUGAGUUUCGUUGACGCCGCUGGCAUUUCGGUGGCGCAUGCAGCCAAAGGACGUAAAUUCAAUGUGGGCUCCUAUCUAGGUUGCGAUUUAGUGUUGCCCGAUGCCGAGCGUCUUCACUGCGAGAUACAAUGUGAUGCCUUUGGCAGGGUUACCAUUUACAAUCAUUCCUGCACUGCACCCAUUGUGCUCAACGACCAGGUUUUGCAGGCCACUGCUAAGCGUCCGUUGAUGCAUGGUGCACGCAUCCAGAUCCUCAAUAAAGUCUACACCUGGAAUUUUCCCCAAAGGACUGAGGAUGUCAGCACCCCAGAACGUAAUCCCCCUGAGCCAGCGGCCAAUUCAUCACCAAGCCUCAAAGGCCAUCGACAACGUCGACAAUUUGACAAUCGCCUCACUGUGCAUAACUUUCGGUAUUCAAUCAAUUCCGAUGAUGAGGGCAACACAUCCAUAGAGUCGCGUGAACUGGAGACGUCUUCAGCUGAGAUUGCUUCAAAGGACGAACCAGAGCCAGAACGCAGCAUUACACCGCCAGCCAAAGAAGCUGACGAGACUUUGCCGAAGGUGGACUUGCUGGAAGCCACACAAAAUAAGGAAAAUACCAGCACACUGGGCAAUAAAUUAAUGUUGCAAUUGUGUGCACGUUCUGAUGUUGUAAUCACCUCGUUUUCGCCACGCGAAACAGGCGUUAAAAUUGAAAAGUCCUUUACAUGUGUGCUGAAGCCAACAGUAUGUGUUACAUUAUCAUCAGCGGCCUCGACACCCAAGAGCGUUUAUAAUACGCCCAAGAGUGUGCUUUCUGAACUGAACGAGGACAGCUGCAGUCGGGAUUUACUUGAGUAUAGCACGCCCUCCACAUCGAAGAAGGCGCAGGCUGCCAAACGACCGACAUCCAUGUUUCUUAUUGAUCUGACAACUCCGCAGAAACUACGACCAACAUUGAGCAUGACUCCAAAGCAAUCGCCAAGUAGUGCUGCAGUUAUAAGUGUGGAUUCUACAGACAUGUCAUCGGAUGAGUCUCCCAUUGUUAUAGACAUAACCAACUCAUCGACACCGUCAAAGACACCAUCAAAACAGCAGCAAAUGAGGGUAUUGAAAACUCCAAAGGAUCAGGUGCUGGCAGCUGGGGCCACGCCAAAGCGGACGCCGCAGUCUUUAAUGAAACGAGCCCUUCUGACUAGCACCAAGAAGCAAAUUGCAGCAAACACCAACACACCGACGACACCACAGGCCAAGACAAACCGACAAUCGUUGCUCGAGACGCGUCGACAAUGUCUAACAGCACCACGUCGACUGCCUUUCCAUCCGCAACCGCAGUGGCGGACACCAGGCCGACGCCAACUGCCAUCUUCGACAACCAAAGCACCGCAGACAUCGCCACGAAAACGUCAAUCGAUGUCGUUGAGCAGUCCGCGCGACAAUAAAAUAUCAAUGCUUCGAAAGACGCUGGCCGCCAAUGCAAAGCUCAGUCCUACUGUUGGCAUGAGCAACAAAUUGGUGGCGAAAGCACGACGCUCUCUUAAUUCCCCAAAGACAGGAUCACCCAAGCGCAUAGCUUCACCAAGAGUGACGGCAAACGAAUCAUUAACACCAGACAUGGCACACGACUCGACACGAGAGUUGAGUGUUACGUUUACCAUUGAUGAUGAUGAUGAUGAGCAGAACGCUACUGGAGCAGCAUUGAAGGUGUUAAUGUCUGAGGAAUGCAGUAUCAAGCAGCUCGUGGAUGCAAAUACAAGCAGCAAAGAUCAAAGUAAACUCCUUGAAGAUAACAACAUCACAGCAACGACUGACGAGAUAAGCGGGAAGCAUAGUACUCCCAAUGAAACAAGAGAUGACUCGUUAAACAAAACAUUUGAUUUGAAUGUGUCUGCAACGAACAAAGAUGCAACGGAUGUUUCUAUCAGAGAUCAAGAGUCAUCAACUUCGAAAUCUGAAGUUGUUGAAGAGAGUUGCGAUUCUGCACCAGAAAAAGACGUUGACAAAUCGAUACAAAAAAUGACAACACAAGACGUGGACAAAAGUUUUAAUACACCGGACAAAGUUGAUGUUAUUGAGGAUAACAUCUGCGAGGAGGUGCCCACAACUCCAACAUAUCAGGAAGAUUUCGUGACGAUUACAAGUGUGCAUCUAGCUGAGGACACAAUAUGUGAAGAGGUGCCUCCAAGUGAUGAGGUCACUCCUACAACUGAUAAACCAAUUGAAUCGGAAGAACAGGACGUGGUUGGCCCACCAGGUCAAACACCAAUACCAAGGCGGUCUUCACGACGCUAUUCUACUGAUCAAAAUACAGUCGGCUUAACCCCAAGGCGCAGCGUGCGACGUGCAUCUAUGGAGGCCACCAAUAAGCUGGAGCAAUGCUUGAAGCCCACUCGUCGUGCGUCUUGCUCUGCUGCCGUUGAAAUACCAACUACCACAGCUCUUGCGACGCCUAAGCGCAAACGCCGCCUUACAGAAGAGCUAUUAACGCCAUCGCGCAAAUCGCAACGUUUGUUGUGUACAACUCCGAAAGAGGCGCCAAUAGACGAAUCAGUCGGCGACAUGGGUGCCAUCAUUGAAGAGGAUGGUGUUAACGGUGAGUCCAAAUCAUUUGCAGCCGAUGUGUUGCCCAUUGUGACAGAUGAGGAUUACGGCACCGAAUUGCCGACAAAAGACGCUGAUGAACCAGACAAAAUUGACUACCACGGUAUGCGAGAGUUACUAAAGACGCCGAAAAGCUGCAGCACACCGCGUUUCAAAGGUCUGCGCGAAAUGGUGCGCACACCCAAAGUUUGUCCAUCACCUAUGUUAGGCAAUAUUGAGGAAUUGCUGGAAACGCCUUCGACACCCAAGCGAUCUGUAACUGUGAGUCGGGUUGAAUUGGAACUCUCCAAGGCUGAGGCCACUGACGAUGCACAAGACAAGUACUUCACAACGCCUCGUGGUAAAAACCUAAUGAUACCAAACGAUCCAGCCAGCGCAGUAUUAAAGACAAUUAAUAAAUCUCUGGCCACAACCACUGAGUACGAUCUGAAUGCGACAAAUGCCACGCUGCACUUGGACAAAAUCUUUGACGAUGUUCUUGUUGCGGAGUCCACGGAUCCUUCAAUCGUUGUGAAUAAUUCCGAAAACGAAAUUAAUGUCACUGCCAUAAGUACGGCGGCUGCUUCUGAAGCGGACCCCUUGUCGACGACAACGAAUCCUGAGGCAAGCGAUACGGCAGGAUCCGAAGUGUUGAUGAACGUGUGCUAUGCGGAAACUUCACACAAAGAUCCCUUAACAAGCACUGCAUUUAAAGAUGGAGGUAAAACGAAUCUAAAUCUUAGCGCACUCAACGAUGACAGCUGCGCAGAUAGGGCCAAAUCUUCAGACGUAUGCGAGAUGAGCGGUAUUCAAGUGCUGGAUCAAACAACGGACUCCAUGUUCUCGGAACGAUUGGUCUUGAGUGGCGUGGAGUCGUGUGAUGUUACUCUAGAAGAAACCAAGGCAACGGGAAAUAAUAUACCUGAGGAGAAAAAAGAUGAGCUGGCGGAAGGUUCAGACACCGAUUCGAUGGUUGGCUUGGCGGAACCACUCGUUCUAAGCGACGAUGAGGACGUUGUUGAAGAAGGAACUAAUUCCAGCCAGGACCUAAUAAAGGAAGAAAAAUCGAACGAUUUUAUCAUUCCACCAAAAGAGAUCCCAAAAAACAAAGAAGCAGACAAAUUUGUUGUUGAUCAAAGUCAAGAUGAAACUGAGGCAGAAGUGUCUGAAAUUUUACUCAGUACAACAAAAGGAAGAAAGGUCAAUUGAUUGGCUGACGUCGAGAACCAUGUGGAAGAUAAACUGGAUAGUACUCUAGGCGCAGUGCCAAGCAUCAAUGAUGAGCAGAACAAUGAUCAGGAUACUGAGACUUCAAACAAUCCAAAUGAAUCUCAGGAGGAAAAUGAUUUUGAGAUUGACUUGGAAGCUUCGAGCAUCGCUACAGAUGUAUCCUUAUCACAGAUCGAAGUAACACAAACAUCAACAAUUUACGGUGUUGAUAUGAGCCAAGUUUCAAGCAAUAUUCAAGGCAAAGAAACAGAUAAGGAAGACUCAAUGAUUCAAGGAGUAUCGCAUGUUGAGCAAUCAACUGAGAAUGUUGUUAACAAAUCCGCAGCUAUUCUUACUGAUAAAGACAAUAACGAAGACUUACUUAGUUCAAACCACGCAAAAAGUGAACAGGAAAGUAACAGCACCGAAGCAAAUACUACUGAUGCGGAUGUCAAUUUAAAUGCAUCGAGUGAUGGCAAAGCUGCAGAACUGACCUUAGAGUCUGCGAAUGAAUCUCUGCUGAAUGACUCAUGUGAAUUCAAUAAAUCAAGUAUUGGACUGAACAAAACAGGAUCAGCAGCAGAAACAAAAAGAGAAAGCAUUUAUUUGGUACCUACUGCGGAAGCCAGUGCCAAUCCUUCAGACAAACCCGAAAAUGAUGCAGCUCUAAAAGAGCUAUCUGUAGAACUAACAGUUAAAGAUGAAUCGAUACUUGAUGCUUCAACUACAGUGGCAGAAGAAUCUUUGAUUGAGACUAGUUUUGUAAAAAACAAGUCCGAGCUAUGUGAAAAACAAGUUGAGGAUGCUAUUGUAACAAACGAUGAGGAAAUAUCAGACCAAUAUGAAAAUGCGCCAAGCAUCAAACAUGUCAGCAAAAUCUCUGAGGCUGCAGUCGAAGAGAAGAAUGAAGUAGCUGAUGAAGAAAAUUUAGAGAAAAAUGCGACGUUUGCAAAUCCUGCAAGUCCUAUCCCAACAACAUCCGAAGUCGAUGCUGUAUUGGAAAUUAAAGAUGUUUUGGCUGUUGUAGAAGAUGUGAGCGAAUCUGAAAUUAAACUGGAUGCUUCUGUUUUAGAUGAGGAAGAGAAAGAGCAGUUACCUGAUGAUGAACACACUACCCAAAUGACAAAUGAAGACUCUUCAAUUGAAAAGAACGCAUCAAUUGUAGUUAAAACGGAAAAUAAUGAAUCACAAAUAGAUAACCAAGCAUCGGAUAUAUCAUCCACGACUUCAGCAAAUGGAACAAGGCAGCCUCAAGUUGACUUGGAAUCAACAAGCGCAGAAGAUUCAAUAUCUGCAAAGACAACAGAAGACCUUGCUGAGCACGUUCAGGAUAUCGCAGAAAUGUCAUUAAAUCUGCAUGAGGUGGCAAAGGAUGCAAAGAACCAAUCAGCGGAAACAUCUAAAUCUUCUGUAAAUCUGUCAAACGAGUCUGAAACUGACCUGGAAGCAACAAAUGGCGAUGUUUCAUUAGCUGAAAAGACAACGGAGCAACUUGCUGAGCACAUUCAGGAUAUUUCACAGAUGUCAUCAAAUCUGGAUGAAGUUGCAAAGGAAACAUUACCUGAAUCUUCUGUAAAUUCACCAAACGAAACUGAAGUUGACCUGGAAGCUACAAAUGUGGAUUGUUCAUUAGCUGAAUCGACAUCGGAUGAGCACAUUCGAGACAUCGCAGAUACGUCGACAAAUUUGGAUAAAGCGCCAACAGAAAUAAAGGACCAAGCUGAGAAAAUAUCCUUAUCUUCUGUAACUGCGCCAAAUGAAUCUCAAGAUGGUCUGGAAGCAACAACCGCAGAUGAUUCAUUAGCUGAAAAGACUAAGGAUCAACUUGCUGAGCACAUUCAGGGUAUGUCACAGAUGUCAUCAAAUCUGGAUGAAGUUGCAAAGGAAACAUUACCUGAAUCUUCUGUAAAUUCGGCAAACGAGGCUGAAGUUGACCUGGAUGCAACAAAUGUCGAUGAAUCAGUAGCUAAAACGAUAUCGGAUGAGGACAUUCAACAUUUCGAAGAAACGUCGUCACAUCUGGAUGAAGUGCCAACCGAAACAAAGGAUCAGGCAGAGAAAAUAUCCUCAUUUUCUAUAAGUGCCCUGAACGAAUCUCAAGCUGAUCCGGAAACAAAACCAGCAAAAACGAAUACACCAAUCGAAGACGAAAUAGUAAAGAAUGAAGAACAAAUGGAUAACCAAGCAUCGGAAAAGUCAUCUACAUCUUCGGCAAAUGAGGCAAGUGAGCGUCAAGUUGACCUGGAACCAAAAAGCGCUGAUGAUUCAUCAACUAAAAAUGCAACGGAACAAGUUGAUGGGCACAUUCAAGAUCUGGAUAAAGAUCCAAAGGUAACGACGGACCAAUCAGCGGAAACGUUAUUGUCUUCACUGAUUCCGCCAAACGAGUCUCAAGUUGACCUGGAAGCAAAAAAUAAAGAAGAUUCUGCGUCGUCAAAUCUGGACGAAGUGCAAAACAUACCUCAAGACGAUCUUCAAUGUUCCACGAAUGCUGAUGAAUCCUUGAUUUCAAUGGAUACUUCAGUAUUUGUUGAUUUGGAUAAAGAAGAGGACGACCGUGAAACUUCAAAAACUCCAGAGCUAGAAGAACAGGUUGACAAAACAGCGCUUCAGAAUGUAUCAACAUUACAUGAUAGGUCGGCUACAAAAUCGACCUUAGAUGAGUCUGUAAUUGAGCUAGAUGAUGACUCCGAUAAAGAAGAGGAAUCACUUAUUGAAAAAGAUUCCGAAUCUAUUUCAAAGUCACCAGAAGAAACAUCGAUCAAUCUAGAUAACACUGAAGUUAUAAACCACGAGGAGUCCACAGCUGUUGAUAAUUCGGUGAUUAAUCUAGAUGUAUCUGUAGCUAAGCAAAGUGAGGGAGUCACACCUUCAACUACUGCUGAGAAAUCUACGAAUGGAACUAUUGGAAACGAAGCUAAAGCUAAUUUGGAAAGUACGAAUAUAGAUGAAUCUCUGGUUGAUCUGAGCUCAUCUGAUGUAACUGAUAUUGAAAAUAAUGAAGCAGUUUCUGAUGUACCCAAAAUAACCCCUGCUGAAGCUGACAUUGAAAAGGAAGAAACAGUUUCUAAUGUUUCAGAAAUAUUACCAUCUAAGACCGAAGAUGCUAUUGUAGCUGUUCCAGAAGUAUUAUUAUCUAGUGCUGAAAGCGAUGUUGUCGCCGAAAUUCCAGUCUCCGAUGUUCCAGAAGAGAUUAAAAAGGAAGAAACUGUUUCUGAUGUUUCAGAAAUAUUAACAUCUAUGGCCGAAGACGCUAUUGUAGCUGAAGUUGAAACUAAAGAAGAAGUUUCUAAUGUUCCAGAAGUAUUAUCAUCUAGUGCUGAAAGCGAUGUUGCCGCCGAAAUUCAAAAGAAAGGACGCGUCUCCGAUGUUCCAGAAGACUCUGCACGAAUAGAUGAAAGCACAGCAGAUAAACAUAAUGUUAUGAAGGAGGCUCCAUUGACCAUUGAAGCGCCACUUGAAAAUGUCCAAUCUUGUUUGGCUGCUUCGACACAGGAAAAUGAAGAUCUUAGCAAAGAAUAUGUUUUUGAAGAAUCGCUAACCACGUCAGAGCUGGAUACAACAAAUCAAAAUGUAUCUAAUAUUUCUAGCCAAUCUGCGCCUGCAUGUGGCGACAUGGAAGAGAACCCUAUUCAAGAAUCUGCUGUAGAAGAGGAAGCCACUAAUUCGAAGGAAUCGACGCCAAGCGUUUCUAUAGAAGUCGACGAUGCAACAGAGAAACUCGAUGCUGAAAUCGAUUCUAUAAGGUAUCAAAAUAAUGAUUCGAAGGCAAUCGGAAAAUCGCGAGAGGAAAGCAAGGUGGCUUUUGAUUUGGAUGGCAGUUGCAGCGCCGAAAUUACGGAGAAAAGUUUGUCCAUGGAUACAAUUGCGAAGCAAAUUCCUAGUGCGUCGGGUAUGGAGAGUGAAUUGGAUAUCAGCCAAAAAACGAUGCUAGUCGAUUGUGAAAACACCACAAGUCAGACAGAAGAAAAAGAACCCGACCAUGUUAUGAGUGGGGUACCAUCUCAAUCAAAAGAAACGAAAUCUACACCAACCGACGAAGCGACAGUAGAGAUUCUUGAUAGUGAUGAAGAAGACAUGACCCAAAACAGAAAGUCGACAGAAAAUGCGGCUAAAAACUCUGAAAGUUCUGCGACAAUUGAAGUGCCAACAAAAUCAGCGGAACCAGAACUUGCUCUCGAAAUUGAUAACGAUAAAGUGGAUUUGGAGAAAUACAAUAACAUAUCGCAGCUGAUUGCAAGUCCUUCAACAAUUGCUUCAACAUCAAUAGACAUUAAACCAAAACAAUCUGAUGAACUUGCUGAAGAGAUUUCUAAUGAUAAUGAUGGUGCAGAAAAUUCAACCGCGAAUGCAGCCUCAACAAGUCGAAGCGCACCUUCCACAAAUGACGAUUACAAAGAUGGAUCACCAUCAGAAACCGUCAGUGAACCGGCAGUUGAGAUUAUUGACAGUGAUGGUGAUGUUUCUAAUCAAUCAAAGAUAUGUGUGGACGAAGCUGUCAAAAACUCCUCACCUGCAGUGGAAAAAAUCGAAAAUCAGAUCAAAAUAGCAAAGGAAUCAAGUCAAAAAGCAGCACCAUCUGCUCAGUUGGUUGCGAGCGAUGCUAAGCGUACAAAUCAGACUGGGGAAAAAAUAGAAGCACGAAGUAAGACAGAGGAAGUGGUAAUUGACAUAAGUUCUUCAGAUGAAGAGUCGUUGACACAUGCUACAAGUCAAAAAGUAAAUCAAGUGUCACACGAAAAAGUUGUGUUAGAAUCUGAUGGAAAAAUUAAGUCAGACGAUAAGGAAAUAUUAACUGAACAGCAUUCACUUGAAAUUGAAAAUUCAUCAGAUUUAAUAAUGGAUGCAAACCCAAUGAAUGUUUUGAAACGUCGUCGCAAGUCUUCGACUUAUAUAGAAACUUUCAAGGACACUACUAAAAUGGCCCAAGCAACGCCAAAGCGUCGUGGUCGCAAGGAUGAUCUCGUCCAUGAAGAUAUUGAACAAAUACAUUUCACAAUGGAGGUACAUAAGGUUUCCAGGAAUGUGGAAGAGACUACUGAUUCGUCCCACAAAUCGCAUCCAGAAACUGUUGACUUGGAAAAGCCAAGCAUAAGCAGACGUAAAUCGAUUACUAAAAAUGUUGAAACGGAAGUUAAGAAAGGUGUCAAGGCUACAACAUCACAGCCUGAAAUUAACACAGAUAAACCUAAGCGACGUGGCCGAAAGCCUGCAACAGAAAUCACCGAGACUAAAGUCCAUGAGAAACUGCCUGAAACAAUUGACUUGAACAAACCAAAGUGUCGCGGACGUAAAUCAUCGGGGAUCGAAGCGCAAGUUGUAGAGAUAGACAGUCCUAUUGAAGUGAAUCAACAAGAAAGCGUUGACUUGGAUAAAUCCAAGCAACGAGAACGAAAAUCUUUUGCAAUGCUUGCUGUAACUGAAUCCCAAGUUGUCGAGGAAACAACCGUCGAAGCAGCAGAAACGGUCGACACUGAAAUUUCAACCGAACCCAAGCGGCGGGGACGAAAACAAGCAAAAAUAGUCGAAGCCAAAGUGAUUUCUUCGGCUGAAGUUUCUGAAAUCGAAUCCGAACUGGAGACUAAAGAAGUAAUCAAAGUAGAUAUUCAAACUGAUGAACAACAAGGAAAAGUAGAAAACCUGGAGAAACCUAAGCCACGAGGACGUAAACCAUCGAUCGGAGAGAUCGAAAUCCCCGCGGGAGAUAAUCCAAGUCGAGCAGAACGCAAACCUUCGGCGGAAAUUGCCGAAACUAAAGAUUACGUCGCAGAAGUAAAUGAAUUGGAGAAACCCAAGAGACGAAUUCGCAAAGCUUCUGCAGAAGUUGUGGAAGCUACAGCCAAUCUCGAUGUGAAAAAAUAUGAACUCAAUCGUAGAGCAUCAGUUGAUCUAGCUAUUGUUGAGCAACACGAAGGAGUAAUUCACAAAGAGAAGAAGUCAACUAUUGAGGCCGUUAAAGACAACCCAAGGCGUCGCAAUCACAAAGUUUCAUCAGAAGUCACAGAAACGUUAGAACCCAUAAAUCAGACAGAAAAGAAACCAGCCCGAAAUACACGUAAAGCUUCAGCAGAAACCGUUGAGAUUGACAAUGAAGAAAAGGAGCACUUGCCAGUAAUUGUGGAAGCAACGGAGCCAGAGCAAAAGAAACUGAGGCUUAAUAAGACAACUGAAUCGGACGCCGCUCAGAAAGUAAACGCACGCGGUCGCAAAAAAUCUGUCUCUGCGGAACAGCCGCCCGAAGCUGUUGAGGUGUCAGGGUCGCGUGAAAAGACCACAACUCGUCGGGGGCGUAAGGCAACCAAUGAUGAGCCAAUGAUAACACCACCAGCGGAGAUUGUUGAGGCAACAACUUCGCAAGAUAAGACUACAGCUCGUCGGGGGCGUAAGGCAACCAAUGAUGAGCCCCUGGCGAUACCACCAGCGGAGAUUGUUGAGGCAACAACUUCACGUGGAAAAAGUGCAAAUCGUCGUGGACACGAGGCUACCGUGGAAGCGGAACCUUUGCCAACGCCUCCAGCUGAGAUUGUUGAGGCAACAACUUUACAAGAAAAGAGCGCAACUCGUCGAGGGCGUAAGGCAACCAAUGAUGAGGCACUAUCAACACCACCAGCAGAGAUUGUCGAGGCAACAACUUCACGUGGAAAAAGUGCAAAUCGUCGUGGACACAAGACUACAGUGGAAGAGGAACCUUUGCCAACGCCUCCAGCUGAGAUUGUUGAGGCAACAACUUUACAAGAAAAGAGCGCAACUCGUCGAGGGCGUAAGGCAACCAAUGAUGAGGCACUGUCAACACCACCAGCAGAGAUUGUCGAGGCAACAACAUCACAAGAAAAGACCACAGCUCGUCGGGGACGUAAGGUAACCAAUGAUGAGUCUCAGUCGAUACCACCAGCGGAGAUUGUUGAGGUACCAACUUCACGUGCAAAAAGUGCAAAUCGUCGUGGACCCAAGGCUACCGUGCAAGAGGAAGCUUCGCCAACGCCUCCAGCUGAGAUUGUUGAGGCAACAACUUCACAAGAAAAGACCACAGCUCGUCGGGGGCGUAAGGCAACCAAUGAUGAGCCUCUGGCGAUACCACCAGCGGAGAUUCUUGAGGCAACAACUUCCCGUGGAAAAAGUGCAAACCGUCGUGGACACAAGGCUACCGUGGAAGAGGAAUCUUCGUCAACGCCUCCAGCUGAGAUUGUUGAGGCAACAACUUCACAAGAAAAGACCACAGCUCGUCGGGGGCGUAAGGCAACCAAUGAUGAGCCUCUGGCGAUACCACCAGCGGAGAUUCUUGAGGCAACAACUUCCCGUGGAAAAUGUGCAAACCGUCGUGGACACAAGGCUACCGUGGAAGAGGAAUCUUCGUCAACGCCUCCAGCUGAGAUUGUUGAGGCAACAACUUCACAAGAAAAGACCACAGCUCGUCGGGGGCGUAAGGCAACCAAUGAUGAGCCUCUGGCGAUACCACCAGCGGAGAUACUUGAGGCAACAACUUCACGUGCAAAAAGUGCAAACCGUCGUGGACACAAGGCUACCGUGGAGGAGGAAUCUUUGCCAACGCAUCCAGCUGAGAUUGUUGAGGCAACAACUUUACAAGAAAAGAGCGCAACUCGUCGUGGGCGUAAAGCAACCAAUGAUGAGCCACUGGCAGCACAGCUAGCAGAUAUUGUUGAGGCGACAACUCGUCGAGGACGCAAGGCUACCGUGGAAGAGGAACCUUUGUCAACACAGCCAGAGAUUGUGGAGGUAAAUUCCCAAGAAAAGAGUGCAAUUCGUAGUAGACGCAAGGCCACAGUUGAUGAAGAAGUGCCCAGCGUGCAAGCCGAUGCAGCUGAGCUUAAACCGAAACGUCGUGCUCGAAAAGCAUCUGCUGAAAUAGUUCAUGCCGAAGUUCAGCCUCUUGAGCCAACUGAGCAGGCGACAAGACGUGCUCGUGGAGCAAGCGCUGAUGUGGCAGCAGAAACGGACCCCGCGGUCGAGAAGAAGUCAACUCGACGCGUUCGCAAACCGUCUGCAAAUGUCGACGUCAUCGUGAAAGAGGCAACGCCGCCUAAAAAAGCACCAGCUCGCCGAGGACGUAAGGCAUCUUUAUCAGCUGCUGUUCUUGAUGAAGCGGAGAAACAAGAUCAUGCAAUUGAACUUGCCACUGUUGCCAGUGCUAUAAUCUCUCCUAGGCCACAGGUGCUUAGCUCGGAGGAUGAGUUAACGCCACGGCGUCGUGAAGGACGCAACUUGCCACGUAAAAACUAUGAUGAAACUUCGGAUGAAGACAAGCCGGGAUCAUCCCGUAAAGCGCGUAAGCCCGUUGCCAGCAAAGCCGCUGCGGUCGCCGCUGCGGUCUCGCCACUUCCAAAGCCUACAACACCAACGAAGCAGAAGCCUUCGGUGGAAAUUGCAGUAGAGCCAGUGGCGGGUACGCAAACACCAAUUGCUACGAUAAUACCAGCAGACUUAAACAGUUCACAGAAGCGCGAAGGCCGAAAUAUGCCACGCAAGAACUACAAUGAAACAUCAGAUGAUGAGAAGCCAGCUUCAUCGCGUGGACGAAGGAUUCGUCAGCCAACGAUUAAGGCCCUGGAAUUGCUGGUAGACUCUGCUUCACGGCCAGUAACGCCGAAGCGACGCGGUAAGGCAAAGGCAGCUGAUACCGCAGCAGCAGCAACUGAGGGUGAUGCUGAUACUGAUGAGCCACCAGAAAAGAAAAUCAUUUUGGAAGACUCCACGCCAAUUGCUGCCAAAGCUCGUGGAGGCGCAAGAGGCCGUAAGGUACAUGAUACCGAAGAAGUCACAGAAGCUGAACCCGCUAAACGUGGUGCACGCUCUCGUAAGGAGAGCGCCACUAUUCAGGUAGAUGAGCCCGACAUCGAAGUAGAAGUGAAGCAACCAGCGAAACGUAAUGAGCGCGGAGGCGGCGCUCGCAAAGCCAAAGCAGACGAGGAUGCUGCAGAUGGGCAGCCACCAAUUAAGAAAGUUCGAGGCGGAGCACGCGCGAAGACACCUGUUGUAGCAGAAUCAGUAGCGGAUCCCAAUGUGGAGGGACCCAAAGAGGUGCCGGUCACCAAGCGAGCGACGGCAGCACGGGGACGCAACGCACGCGUUACAAAAGUGGUUGAUGAAGUGGUAGCUAUUACGGAGACGCCGCCAACUCGUACUGGACGUGGUCGUAAGGUGCACUUUGAAGCCAUUGAAGACACGGCGUCGGUGGCAGUGACAGUGGCAAAGGAAGCGCCGCAGCCCGUUGCAGAUGAAGCUCCCAAACGUGCCACACGCUCUCGCCGAAAAUAAUCAUUUCUUGAUAACUUUUAUUCAUUUGUUUAAUUAAUUAUUUGAAAUUUUAGUUUUAAGUUAAAACUUAUUUUUGUUUAUUGAUUAUACCUCCUGUGUACAAAAGGAAAAUGUUUACAGCACGGUAAUAUAGCUAUGUAUGUAUUGUUAAUUUUACGUUUAAAUAAAUCAAGAGAGUUCUACGUUAUUCGGAGAAGCAGAAAAUAUAUAAAAGACGCGCUCAAGCACGCAAAACAUAAAAUCUAGAUAUACGUAUAUAAAAUACAUAAUGCAUAUGAUAUACAUAUAUAUAUACAUUGAAGACAUCAAUAACUUACCUUUUAAGGACU